CGGGCCGAGGAGGCCACGUCGAGCCCAGAAGAGUCAGGCCAAGGUUAGGCCGAGGCCUGAGGGCGGCCAAGAUGGCGGACCUGGAGGCCGUGUUGGCGGACGUGAGCUACCUCAUGGCCAUGGAAAAGAGCAAGAGCUCGCCUGCGGCUCGCGCCAGCAAGAAGAUCGUCCUCCCUGAGCCCAGUAUCCGAAGUGUGAUGCAGAAGUAUUUGGAGGAGAGAGGAGAGUUAACCUUUGAUAAGAUUUUCAGCCAGAAGAUAGGGUUUUUGCUGUUCAAGGACUUUUGCCAGACUGAUAUUGACGAAGGGGUACCACAGCUGAAGUUUUAUGAAGAGAUAAAAGAAUACGAAAAGUUGGACUCCGAGGAAGAUCGUCUCAGCAGGAGCCGGCAGAUUUAUGACACCUACAUCAUGAAGGAGCUGCUCUCUUGUUCGCAUCCUUUUUCAAAGCCAACGGUCAAUCAUGUGCAAACCCACCUAUCCAAGAAGCAAGUACCGACAACCCUUUUUCAGCCCUACAUUGAAGAAAUUUGUGACAGCCUCCGAGGAAAAACCUUCCAGAUGUUUCUCGAAAGUGAUAAGUUUACUAGAUUUUGUCAGUGGAAAAACGUAGAGCUCAACAUUCAUCUGACCAUGAACGACUUCAGCGUCCACCGGAUCAUCGGGCGAGGAGGCUUUGGAGAAGUUUAUGGCUGCCGAAAAGCAGACACGGGGAAAAUGUACGCGAUGAAGUGCUUGGAUAAGAAGAGGAUCAAGAUGAAGCAAGGGGAGACGUUGGCCUUAAACGAAAGGAUCAUGCUGUCCCUCGUCAGUACCGGCGACUGCCCUUUCAUCGUGUGCAUGACUUACGCCUUCCACACGCCUGACAAACUCUGCUUCAUUCUGGACCUGAUGAAUGGUGGAGAUCUUCAUUACCAUCUCUCGCAGCACGGGGUGUUUUCCGAGAAGGAGAUGCGCUUUUACGCCACCGAGAUCAUCCUCGGGCUGGAGCAUAUGCACAACCGCUUUGUCGUCUACAGAGACUUGAAGCCGGCAAAUAUCCUCCUGGACGAACACGGACACGUCAGGAUAUCUGACCUGGGGCUGGCUUGCGAUUUCUCCAAGAAGAAGCCCCAUGCCAGCGUGGGUACGCAUGGCUACAUGGCCCCUGAGGUGCUGCAGAAGGGAACGGCCUAUGACAGCAGCGCUGACUGGUUCUCCUUGGGCUGCAUGCUUUUCAAACUUCUCCGAGGGCACAGCCCUUUCAGACAGCACAAAACCAAAGACAAGCAUGAAAUUGACCGCAUGACGCUCACCGUGAAUGUGGAGUUACCGGAUUCCUUUUCCCCCGAACUCAAGUCCCUCCUGGAAGGUCUCCUCCAGCGAGACGUGAGCAAGAGGCUUGGCUGCCAGGGAAGCAGUGCGCAAGAAGUGAAGGAGCAUCCGUUCUUCAAAGGGAUUGACUGGCAGCACGUCUAUCUGCAAAAGUACCCCCCACCCCUGAUCCCUCCGCGGGGCGAAGUGAACGCUGCCGACGCUUUUGACAUCGGCUCCUUCGACGAAGAAGACACAAAAGGCAUCAAGUUGCUGGACAGCGACCAAGAACUGUAUAAGAACUUCCCCCUGGUCAUCUCGGAGCGUUGGCAACAGGAAGUGGCAGAAACGGUUUAUGACGCGGUGAACGCCGACACGGACAAGAUCGAAGCCAGGAAGCGAGCCAAAAACAAGCAGCUAGGCCACGAGGAAGACUACGCCCUCGGGAAGGACUGCAUUAUGCACGGGUACAUGCUGAAGUUGGGGAACCCCUUCUUAACUCAGUGGCAGCGGCGCUAUUUUUACCUCUUCCCAAACCGACUGGAAUGGCGGGGUGAAGGGGAGUCGCGGGACGGUUGGCGCACUUACACACAAAAACGCAAACGGCAAAAUCUGCUGACCAUGGAACAGAUCGUAUCCGUGGAGGAAACCCAGAUCAAGGAGAAGAAGUGCAUUUUGCUCAGGAUAAAAGGAGGAAAGCAGUUUGUGCUACAGUGCGAGAGUGACCCAGAGUUUGUACAGUGGAAGAAGGAGCUGACGGAAGCAUUUAUGGAAGCACAGCGGCUGCUCCGGCGUGCUCCCAAGUUCCUGAAUAAAUCGCGCUCCACGGUGGUGGAACUCUCUAAGCCCCCCCUCAGCCACAGGAACAGCAACGGCCUUUAGGACCACAGGUGGACAGAAUAGCGCCGUAGGGGAUGUCUUGUCUGUAUGUCACCGCAACGCUCUUAGUUCCUUCUGCGGUCCCCGAAGCUGGGUGUAGGGCAGAAGUGUGGGUGCUGAGUGCAGGGGGACGGAGCCAGGAGCCUACUCCGAGGUGUCCGAGAGGGCUGAGACGCCGGCCAGGGGUGGGGGACUGUUCACGAGGGACGGACGGAGGGCCGCCUCGCACACCCUGGCGGAAUUGCCCGACGGGCGGUCUCCCUAAAACGACGGAGGCGAGGCGGUUGCAUCUUUGCAAUAAACCCCUUCAGGUACAUCACAGAGACCCGCAAGCCGAAACGACGGCGUGUGUGUUUUAUGCCGAGGAGGUGGAUGUGCCGUUGGACUUUCGGAAGGCGUCUCCACCUUCUGGGUUACUAUGAGUCUUUCCAUGCUGUCUCCACCUGUCACCGACGACUCUCUGUCUUUUUGUUUUGUCCUGCCGGCUACCAGCGGCCUGCUUCUCGUCAUGCGCUCGACUGAACUGAACUCUAAACGUCCUGUGGUUUUAAAUGUUAUCGCUGCUGCUGCUGCUUCAGAAACACAUGGGUCGAAUUCCGGUUAGCCUGUCGUUUUGCUGCACGUCCUACUUGCAUCCGCCGCGUUUCUGCUUCCUUGACACGCCUGCUGGAUCACACUAGACACAGUAGAAAUGGGUGGCAGCUCUGUCUCUGGUUCGGUUGUGUGCGUGCGCGCGCUCCUCCUUUUUUUUAAAGAGUCCGUUCCACUGGAUGGGUGGACGGUAAAUACCGAAUCCGCUCUUCUCAAUUUCAGGUCAACAGCACUUUAAAAAGAAAGUUUUCAAUCCGAUAUUCAGACGUGGUGCAUAGUAACGUUAGGACUUGGGUUGCAGAUAGAUGGGUGACUUGGCUCAGCUAAGUCGCAAUGGCAAAAUCAUUGUCCCCCCUGGCGUCAUUGCCCCCCUGAUACUUCUACUUUGCCAGUGUGCUGCCUGUCUUGAGCAUCUCGCCUGAGUUAAAGCAACCGGAAGGAACGGAAAAGUUGCCACCGGCCUUCCACGGGACCACCCGGCCACCGCUGCAAAACGUGGCCCGCGGAUAUCGGCCCCUUUUCCGAAAUGUUUCUCCCUUUUGCAAAGUCUUAGAACCCCUUUCCAUUGUGGUGGAUUUGGUAGCGAGCACCUGCCCUUUAGGAUAUGAUUCAAUGUGAAUGAUCGCUAAUUCCGGGUCUGUACUUAACAUAUUGUAUGAGUGUUGCUCUCUUAGAAGUUCCCUGAAGUCUCGCCUUAUUUGGUGGGCUGCUGACAAGUUCUGCAGCCCAGAGAUUUCGAUAGCGGUAUUCUUCAACAGUGUAGUAGCUACUGAGUUAAGGAAUUUUGAAUUGCAGCCAACGUGAGUCAUGGUGUCUGCUAAAAAGCACAGCUGUUUUUAAGGGUUGCUGAAGUGUGAUUUUUGAAAUCAGUCUUUAAAAAUACUAAUCUUUGGGAUUCUUCCGGGAUCCUUUUCUUCUCGGACCAUGCCUGCAGAGUUCCGCAGAUCGGCUGCCUUGUGUUAGCGCAUCUUCUCUGUGCGCUGCGCAUGGGUAUGAAACCCUUUGACCAUGCUGGUCUGCAGGUCCGACAGAGGCCAUAUGCCUAGGGCCUUGUCUUGUCCGUUGCCGGCUAGUUGACUAGCUGGCUUCCAAGUUGCAGCACAGGGAUGUCCUCAAGUGAAACAGGGCUACUUUUCAUGCUGCUAGUUGCUAUGUACAUUCUAUGCUUGACCAUGAGGAGAGCUGCUCUUUGGACCGGUCUUUGCAUCAGAGAGAUGUCCUCGGGCGUCAUCUUUUCAUGACACCUUUUUAAUCAGUUUGAUCGUAGUGUCACCUUACAAGCACCCAGGUUCCAUAGUCACAUUUCAGAUACCUUUUUGCCCCCUCCUGGCCUUCAGACAUUGUCUCAUGCAGGCUGUUAGGGUUUUUUGAAUGGCGCAAGAGGCACCUGCAAGAAAAAAAAAGUUCCAUUCUUUCUUGUAUCGGCAUUUACAAAGGGGAUAUUGAUUCUGAAAAAGUUGCUGGGCUGAAACUUGAAUAGACUGUACUACUGUACAUGAUGACCUCAUUGUUUUUGCAAACCGUGAGUAAGCUAUUAUUUAAAAUAGCCUGGCUUUAGAUUAUUGUUAGUAUUUUACCAGAGGCAGCUAAAAUACACUGUAGUAGUGUAAUAAUAAUUUCUCUUUCCACUUUAGUGAAUUGUCAAUAGGAGUCAAACAUGAAUAUGAGUGUUUAUAUCUUUAAUUCCAGAUGUUCUAUGCUCUAGAAUGCUCCCAAAGUUUGUGGGAAGCUUGUGUUUUAAUUUUAUAUCAGUGUCUUAGUUCAACUGCUGAGGAAGGAUGUCUACCUGCCCCAAUCGAAAGAAGGUUUCUUGUGUUUAAGUUCUACUGAGAUCAGCGGGGCUUGAAUUCAUCAUGGUUUUUAGGUUCCACUGAUUUCACUUAACUUCCAUUAAUGUAUCUCUGGACCAGGGUGUAUAUGAACGGCGGGGAGAAAAAGGCUGAUUUUUUUAAAGUAUUUUAUCACUAGUAAGUUUUAAAAAAAAAUCCAGUUUGGAAAUCUAGUUUGUUAAAGAUGUGAAAUGAAAGCUCUUAUGAAGCCAAUUUAUUUUUUAUGCUUUGGUAGAUUCUGGAUCGUUUCUUUAAUCUCUCCUUAGGCUAAAUAAAAUUCUUGGGGUUCACUUCUCGUCUCCCACCUCUCAUGUGGGAAAUGUGUAAUGCAUACACGUGGAAGCGGGGUGGGGAAAAGUGUGAAGACAAAGCUGAAGACUGCUGUGCUCACCCUGUGAAGUGCCUCUGCUAAACUUUGCAUGUUCGCAAAGGGUUUGCACAGCGGGAGAGAAACAAGAAAAACCUGCAAUGGCAUCAACGUUGUUUUUUUUUAUAAAAAAAGUGGCUACAUUUCUAUUUACGAAGAUGAUUAACCUGCAAUACUUUUAAGUCAGGAAUUUGAGACACCCCUUUUUUUAAAUUAGGGAAGUGCUUUCCUUUUUAUAUUUUUAAAGCACAAAAAAGGUUCAUUUUUAGAAGUUGCAAGGGUGUGAGAAGUUGUUGGAAGAAUGUUGCAAUAAUAAUAAUAAUAGUAUCUAAUAUUUUUAUCUGGAGUGAGUGAGUGAGAGGAAGAAGCAGUGCUUUCACCACUUGCAAAGGUUUUAUCACUGGAAAAAACUUCGUUGCAGUUUCUGGUAGACGAAGGUCCCAUGUCCACUGAGGUGCUGGUCCUCUGGCCAGUUUUGAGUAGAAUAAAAUUCGUCACUUACUGUUUGGAUGACUAAACCUUGACCAUUCCUGUGCCUCUUUAGUUCAGCCUUUCCCAGCCUGGUACCCGGACUGAAACUCCCAUCAAUGGCCAUGCUUGCUGGGAAUGAUGGGAGUUGCAGUCCAAUACAUCUGGAGGGCACCAGGUUGAGGGAGACUGUCUUUAGUGCAGGGCGGGCAGUGCAUUCGGAGUGGAAUCCUCCCUGGUUGGGACUGCUCCAUUGGUGCAUAACGAUGUCUGCAGAAGUCAUUUACCACAGAUUGUCUUGCCGUAAACAUUUGUUACAAAUCCAGAUGCCAGCAAGACAAUCUGUUGUAAAUAAUUUCUGCAGAAAUCGUUACAAACCCUCGAAGGCCUGAUAAAAAGCAGGAGGCCGAAACGCGUUGGGUUCUUCCCCCACAAUGAAUUUGUUUAUGGUCCCUCUUCGUGUUCCACUUCCCAUUGACAGUCGUGUGAAGAAUUUCCUCGUUCCCCAUUCCUCCUCGUCCCUGUGCAUGCGCUGAACUGAAACGUGUGAGCUCUUUACCUCCAACUCCUACGCCCAAGCACCACUCUGACAUGGAUUCCUGCCUCUCAUGCCGUUCAGCUAGAAUCUUGCCUAUCCCGUUGAAUCCAUGGGUACUUUUAGAAGGAUGUGGCAGGCACCCUUUCCUGCAAGGAAAUGAUGGGAGACUCAGAUAGUGCCCCCCCCCAAUUAGAUUCCCACAAACCCAUUUUCUGGCCCAUGCGGCAGGCACGUGCGCAUGUGUUCAAACUGCUGCUUCAUCUAUUUCUUUUACGAAUGUCUUCGCGCAUGCGCAAAGCCACUGUAAGUUUAAACCGGCUGUCCUAAAAGCUCUGUACUGACCAUGCGCCAAACAGGUUUAAAAAGGAACCUUUUGCGCCUCACGCUUUUUAGCAUGGCGCGCACUCAAGGGAGGUUGCUCUGAAGGUGAGUUUUGAAAAUCGCAGCAUCAAUUUUCAAACCAGCGAUGAUUGCAAUGUGCUGUCUGGGAAUAGAUGGCAUGUCGUUUGUAUCAGAGUGGAUCUGUUUGCCCAGGCCACAUCCUGCAGAGACAAGCACUUAAUAUAGGAUUGGGACUCUUCGUUGUUAUCGAAACCGGUUCAGGAACAGUUAAACAGUGGGAUCCUGUUUCGUUUUGAUCUUUUCGGUUGGCCUCUUGUGAUGCAUUCUGGAUCCGUUGCUGUGCAAAUUGCAAUCUAUAAUUAAUCUCCCCGCCCCUUGUGCAACAUAAUAUUGUUGGAGCAGUUUUCUGGGGUAUCUCUCAUCUUGGAGCUAUGGCAUUAUUCAGGCUCUUAAAAUGUGUGGAAAGAAAAUUUAUUUCGAACUGUGCUGUAGAUAGUAAGGACCUAGUUGUUGUUAAUAACAGAGAAUACAAGUUGACAGUAAUACACGUUUUUUAAAAUCUUGAGGUAUGUUAAUGACUUAAUUUUUAGCGUUGUACAAAAAAAAAAAUAUGGAGGAAAAUAUAUCUAAAUAUAUUGAGAAUAUAUGUAUAUCCAAAAUGUCUGCUGCAAUUCUUACGGAUUUUCAUUUUUUUGUGUUGCCUGCUGAUAUUAUAUUCCAUGAUGUAAAUAUUAUGUGGUUUUAGCACUACUGAAUAUUGGAGUGUGUUAAUACAUUUGUUAAGCUGAUUUUUUUUUUUAAAAAAAAAUUGUGUUAAACUAAUAAUUACAGCUUUAUUUUGUUAUCGUACCAGGUUACUUUUAUCUUCAGAGGUAUAAACCCCAUCCCACCCCCCAAAGAUUUCUAUUUUAACGGAGAGUCAUUUUUAUGUUAUUUAUUUUAAGUCUGCACAUUUCUUUAACGUGUUUUCAUGUACAAUGUCUUCUCCUCUGUUUGGAUAUUAUUUAAGUGAUGACAGUCUCUUUUCAGUUGGGCUCAGAAGCUUUAUUAUGGUUUUAAUUCCAGUAACAAUAAGUUUACCAUUCCAUCUCUAAUAAAAGAAAUUGAGAGAGAAAAAGAGAGCGUCCUUUUUUCUU
This is a messenger RNA of Elgaria multicarinata webbii, 7442 nucleotides long. RefSeq names its product G protein-coupled receptor kinase 3 (gene GRK3). The transcript is spliced from 22 exons. Gene Ontology annotation, molecular function: ATP binding; G protein-coupled receptor binding; G protein-coupled receptor kinase activity. Gene Ontology annotation, biological process: protein phosphorylation; G protein-coupled receptor signaling pathway; desensitization of G protein-coupled receptor signaling pathway. The record is from RefSeq and is a predicted model, not a curated record. Bases 72 to 2174 code for a protein of 700 amino acids. Lineage: Eukaryota; Metazoa; Chordata; Lepidosauria; Squamata; Anguidae.